AUGCCUCGUCUACCUUCACCUUCGCUAAGAGUCUAUCGACAAUUGCGGCGAAAUGGAACUCUAAAUGUCACCCAAUCGCGUAACAUUAGCACUUUUACCCGACAGAAUCGUCUACCCGCAUCAUAUUAUAGGGGAGGGUCCUCAAGGGCCGUUUUCUUUAACAGUCAACAUCUACCACCAAUCAACGAGAGAGAUGACAUUUUUCGUGGUGUCAUAGGCAGUCCUGACCCAUAUGGACGACAACUCGACGGUAUGGGCGGAGGUAUCUCCAGCCUGUCAAAAGUCUGUAUCGUCGGGCCUCCAACGCAUCCAGAUGCUGACGUUGACUACACCUUUGUAUCGAUAGGCAUCAAGAAUAAAAAGGUUGACUAUUCAAGCAACUGUGGCAACAUGUCGGCUGCGGUGGGACCUUAUGCAGUUGAUUCUGGACUUGUAUCCGCUCCCGAGGGCUCUGAGGAGCACUAUGUUGUCCGAAUUCAUAACACAAAUACAGGUAAAAUCAUCAACGCUUCGUUCCCAAUAGUGGAUGGGGAGGCUGUCGCUUCUGGUGACUUUACCAUUGACGGGGUGGCUAAUACAGCUGCACCGGUUCGACUCGACUUCGUCAAGCCAGCUGGAUCUCGCACUGGAAGGCUUCUUCCUUCCGGAAAUGUGGUGGAUACAAUUGAUGGUUAUCGUGCAACAUGUAUCGACGUUGGCAACCCAUGUGUAUUUGUUUACGCGUCGGAGCUCGAUGUCGACGGAGAGCUAUCAUCAGAUGAUAUCGAGGCGAACACAUUACUCAAGGAUAAACUCGAGUCCGUCCGUCGCCAAGCUGCUAUCAAGAUGGGCCUUGCUCCAGAUCUCGACAACGUGCCUGGAAGCGUUCCAAAGAUCUCCUUUGUGUCGCCAAGGAAGAAGCCGAUGAAUAGCGAGAUUAACGUUCGUGCCAUGUCAGUGGGCCAAGCUCAUAAAGCGAUCCCAGUGACCGUGGCCUUGGCCACAGCUGCAGCCGCGAAUCUACCAGGAAGCAUAGUUGCAAAUUGUCUGACGAGUGGCGAAAAGGAAGAGGGUCUAGAGAUCUGUCAUGCUAGUGGUAAACUGCGAGUAGGUGCCACAUUUGAUGACGCUGGAGAGUUGACCAAGGCAACUGUGUUUCGUACAGCUCGGCGUCUAAUGGAAGGUACGAUCUACUGGAAAUAG
Molecule: messenger RNA, 1182 nt
Organism: Fusarium venenatum
Lineage: Eukaryota; Fungi; Ascomycota; Sordariomycetes; Hypocreales; Nectriaceae
Product: PrpF protein
Source: RefSeq, a predicted model, not a curated record